Zingiber officinale is the source of this 2997-nucleotide messenger RNA. Its product is annotated as STE20/SPS1-related proline-alanine-rich protein kinase-like. The transcript is spliced from 22 exons. Gene Ontology annotation, molecular function: protein kinase activity; protein serine/threonine kinase activator activity; ATP binding. Gene Ontology annotation, biological process: protein phosphorylation. The coding region runs from base 204 to 2495 and encodes 763 amino acids. The record is from RefSeq and is a predicted model, not a curated record. Lineage: Eukaryota; Viridiplantae; Streptophyta; Magnoliopsida; Zingiberales; Zingiberaceae.
ACUGCCCUCUUUUGGGAUUGCUUUCCGCCGUCCUGCGGCUCGUACGGACGACAACCCGCCGACCAUUGCCUCCUCAGUUCUCGAUCGGACGGCUUCCCUGCUUCGUCUUCUUGUCCGCGUCCUUCGGUGUUGGUGCGGCUUCUUCUUUUGAAAACGGCAGUCAACGGGGUGCGAAGCGGGCGUCGGUGGGCGAUCGGGGGAGGAUGGGGAGGAACGGAAGCGUGAAGCGGAGCUACUCGGCAUCGCCAAACGACUACAAACUGCUUGAGGAAGUCGGGUACGGGGCCAGUGCGACUGUCUACCGGGCGAUUUACCUCCCCUCCAACGAGUUCGUCGCUGUCAAGCGCCUGGAUCUCGAUCGAUGCAACAGUAACCUCGAUGACAUACGAAGGGAAGCCCAAACAAUGAGCUUAAUAGACCAUCCAAAUGUAAUAAGAGCAUAUUGUUCAUUUGUUGUUGAGCAAUACCUUUGGGUUGUUAUGCCAUUUAUGGCUGGAGGCUCGUGCUUGCAUCUGAUGAAGAUUGCAUAUCCAGAUGGAUUUGAAGAACCUGUCAUAUGCUCAAUACUUAAAGAAACACUAAAGGCUUUAGAGUACCUUCAUCGACAUGGGCAUAUACAUCGUGAUGUCAAGGCUGGGAAUAUCCUCCUUGAUAGUUCUGGCGUGGUGAAACUGGGAGACUUUGGUGUUUCAGCCUGCAUGUUUGAUAAAUGUGACAGACAACGUUCAAGAAAUACUUUUGUUGGAACACCAUGCUGGAUGGCUCCAGAGGUGUUACAGCCUGGAAGUGGGUAUGAUUUUAAAGCUGACAUUUGGUCAUUUGGAAUAACUGCACUAGAAUUGGCACAUGGCCAUGCUCCAUUUUCAAAAUACCCUCCGAUGAAGGUUCUCUUGAUGACUCUCCAAAACGCACCUCCAGGACUUGAUUAUGAUCGGGAUAAAAAGUUCUCAAAGUCCUUUAAAGAGAUGAUAGCAAUGUGUUUGGUGAAAGAUCAAACAAAGAGACCAACUGCAGAAAAAUUGUUGAAGCACUCUCUUUUUAAGCAUGCGAAGCCUCCUGAGAUAUUGUUGAAGAGCAUUUUAAGUGACCUUCCUCCUCUUUGGGAUUGUGUGAAGGCACUCCAGUUAAAGGAUGCUGCGCAGCUAGUUCUCAAGAAAAUGCCAUCAUCUGAACAGGAGGCACUAUCACAGAGUGAAUAUCAGAGAGGUGUCAGUGCAUGGAACUUUGACAUUGAGGAUCUCAAGGCUCAAGCAUCACUGAUUCAAGAUGAUGAUGACCUUUCUGAAAUGAAGGAAGAUGAAGAAACUAUAAAAAAUUUUGUUUCCAGCAAGGAUCCUUCGACACCGAGAUCCAGUUGCGAAAAGUCACCAAUUAAUGAUAAAACCAACUCAAGAGGAAGUAUACCGUGUGCAGAAUCCUUGGAGACAAAAUGCUCAAAUACAAGGGAUGAAAUAUUGCAAGCAGAGUCUUCAGAUGCUAGUAAUCAGGAAAGGUUAGAUCAGUAUGACAGCCGCAGACUGAAAGGUGAUUUAGCACCAUCAACAUCAAAGCCUGAUGCACUUACGAAUCAUAGGAAAGUUGAAGUUGGAAAAAGAUGUCAAACUUAUAGUGGCCCACUUGCACUGUCAGGCAUGCCUACCACCUCAGUGUCAGAAAGAGUGCAUUCCGCGGAAAGGGUUGAUAAUGACAAUCAGCAAGGAGCUGAGAGAUACAUACGUGAUACACGUAAAGUUGCAAAUCUCAGUGGUCCACUAAUGCUUCCAAACCGUGCUUCAGCUAACAGCUUAUCUGCUCCUAUGCGUUCAUCAACAGGAUGUGGAGACUCAUUGGAGGAUAAGAUCAAGCCUAAUGUGGUUCAAAUAAAAGGCCGAUUCUCAGUUACAUCAGAAAAUGUGGAUCUUGUGAAGGACUUGCCAUUAUGUAACAUUUCAAGAAGGUCAACCCAGGAAUCCCCCUUACGAAAAUCUGCCAGUGUGGGUGACUGGGUAAUUAAUCCAAAGCCAGUGUCACUGGGCCAACCUCCAAAUGGAGAUGGCAACAACAAUCUGAAGGAAGUCAAACCUCCAAAUGGAGAUGGCAAUAACAAUAUGAAGGAAGUCAAACCUCCAAAUGGAGAUGGCAAUAACAAUAUGAAGGAAGUUAACAACAGUACAGUGCCUGCACACAUUCUCAAGCCACAUCUUGAAAAUCUUUUUCAGCAAACAUCUUUUCAACAGGAUCUCAUUAUGAAUCUGUUGAAUAGUUUGCAGCAAAGGGAGACAAUUGAUUUGCCUUACCUAACUCAAAAUGUGAGGAAUGAGAACUUGCUGGAUGCUGUGAACAGUGAAAGAGAACGUAUACUACUGAUUAAAAUCUCAGAGCUGCAAGCCAGGAUGAUUACUCUAACUGAUGAGCUUACUGCAGCAAAGCUGCAACAUAUUCAGUUACAACAAGAGUUAAAUGGAUUGUAUAGCCGAGAAGAAAACAAGAGGAAUGAAGAAAUAGCAGAAUCUUGAUCUAGUUCCUACUUUCUAGAGAUUCUAGAUCAUUGUCAUGCCAGAUAUAUAGAUAUUCCUGUCUGAGAUCUUCCACGUACUUUCUUGUUACCCCUCUAAGAAGAUCUAAUGGAAAGGAGCUAACUGAGAUAUCAAUUUCUCAGUUCUCACAAUGGCAUAUUGCUUGGAUAGUUGGGAGAUCAUAUUGUCACUAACGCAAUCCAGACAUUUCUUCUGUUCAACGCUACAAACGGAUCAUGAUCAUGAUCAUGAUGUACAAUGUAAGCUGUUAGAUUUUGUAGUUACCACCUCUGUUGCUGGCAUGCUUGGCGUCUACUUGUAUUUGCACCGUGCCGCAAGGCUCCUUUUUCUUGGUUCAGGUUCUUUGAUGCUUUGGCUGUAUGUGCAUUGUUUUCCGAAGGAGUUUGAAAAACAACAAGCAGAUGAAGCUGCUCUCGCAACUCCUAUUUAUUGUAUUCAAACUUAAUGCUAUCAUAAUAAUCAUAUUCAUAUUCGUUUGCCU